Molecule: messenger RNA, 9984 nt
Organism: Chiloscyllium plagiosum (whitespotted bambooshark)
Lineage: Eukaryota; Metazoa; Chordata; Chondrichthyes; Orectolobiformes; Hemiscylliidae
Source: RefSeq, a predicted model, not a curated record
UCCUCAGCGAGAAGAAAGCAAGCUUUCACUCCCGGAGGGGAAGGCACACGAAGACAGAUCCAAUUUCACCGCCACUCGCAACCGAGGACUCGUUUUCAGUUUCAACUGGUGAAAUUUCAGCACUUUGGAAUCUUCAAAACAGCAAAAUGACAAGCCAGCGAGCCAGGCAAAUUCCAGGGAUGAGCUCUGACUGAGACACUUCUGACGAAUAAGCAGGGAAGGAGGGGAGAUACCAGCUGGAUUGUGUGUGUGUAUCUCUCUCUCUCUCUAAAAGCACCAAACUUGUCUCCUGUGGACUGUCCAUCUUUUCCAUCUUCUCUCUGGAGUAACAAUGCAGUAAGCUUGGGGGAGCAAAAAAAAAUUGCACCUUUCUAUUUACUCCCAGCCCCUCUCUCCGAAACAAAAACUCAAGGCGAGGUAUAACGAGGCACUUGAGACUGACCAGGCUGAUGCUGCAAACCAGAAGCUAGGGUUUGUGACAGAACGCGGGAGAGAUUGGUACCUGCUCGAUUUCUGUGACGGGGACGGGAAGUGGGGAUAAACCAGGGACUGCAAAUAUUUUUCCCCAGAGCGAUAAUCAUGGACAGCUUCAUUGGUGUGUGGGCUGCGUGAUUUGCUUAAACAGUGAAUGUGGAGCCACAGAGCUGUUCGGCAGAAUCCCAGUUCUGUCGUCCCCUUAAAAACAAUGACUUGAGCUUGGCUCACGAGUCAAUGAAAAUAGAGGCGAAAAGACACUUAAUAGUGCAUCUGAAAGAAGACCAUUCUCUGCCGGUACAUGGUCAGCGGACCCUGGGAAGCCAUUGUAUCUCAAGCCUGUUUGUGUUGUGCCUUUUCUCGUUUAUUUCUGAAGGGGCAGUAGCAGUUUUUGGAUGAAAAGCUUGCUGUCUGUCUGGCAGCCCUUUCAAACAUAGGGUGGACCCAUUCACCAAUUGUCAUGCUGUAACAGAACUGACCCCUCCACAACAUGUGCCACUUGAAGACUGGGAAUGAUAUACUGCUAUCAGUGGGGUGUAUAUCAGCGACUGGGUUAGUGUGACAUGGAGCAAUUAUCUCAGGGACUCUGCUAACUGAAGAGAGGCAGAAGAUGUUUGACCAGCUUUGGCCAGUUAGUUACUUUCUUAAACACCAUGACAGUGAAUUGGGAGAAGGUUGGGUGAAAGCGCUGAUUUGAGAAGCUGUUUUUCUUGCCUUGAAGACCGGGGGACCUGGAAUCUCCUUUGCCUUGGGUUGCCAGGGUAACGGCGUGCAGCAUGACUGGGGGCCGCUAUCCCCCGGCCCCUGCACACCGGGGCAGGAUGUACCAACACAAAGUCUCCCUGGUCGUGCGCUACUUCAUGAUUCCCUGCAACAUCUGCCUAAUCCUGCUGGCUACCUCGACCCUGGGAUUCGCUGUCCUGCUCUUCCUCAACAAUUAUAGACCUGUGAUUAAGUUCACUCCAGCCCCUGCAAUAUCACAGGAUGUGUGUCGAGGUGUCCUCUGUGGGUUUGGAGCUGUCUGUGAGAAAGAUCCCAAAGAGCCAACUAAGGGAAUGUGCGUCUGCAAGAAAAGUGCCUGCCCACCUGUCAUCGCCCCGGUUUGUGGAUCCGAUUAUUCCACGUAUAGUAAUGAGUGUGAGUUGGAUAUGGCCCAGUGCACACAGCAGCGAAGGAUCAAAGUUAUUAGCAAAGGACUUUGUGGCUCGAAGGACCCCUGCAGUGAGGUAACCUGCGGAUUUGGCAGCACCUGCAUCCAGUCGUCCGAUGGCCAGUCCGCCAAAUGUGUCUGUCCCACCAUGUGCAGCGGAGAGCAGGAGAAUGUGGUCUGCGGCAGCGAUGGCAAGGAUUACAGAAAUGAGUGCGAGCUCAAUAAACACGCCUGUGACAACCAUAAGAAUGUCUACAAGAAGUCUGAUGGACCCUGCGACCCAUGCAAAGACACUUGGAAUGGCCCGAAUAAUGCGUGCCGAGUAGAUCCGAGAGCUCGCACAGCCGAAGUUCUCCUGAGCCCGGAGAGCUGCCCACCAGACUACGAGGCAGUCUGCGCAGACGAUGGGCAGACCUACGAAAGCAAGUGCACCAUGGAAAGGAUAGGAGCUAUCAAAGGCAUUAACCUCCAGAAGGUUCACUCGGGACCCUGUCAGGGCAGAGACAAGUGCCAGGAAGAGUGUCAGUUUAACGCAGUAUGCCUCAAUCGAAGGGGCAAUACCCGUUGCUCCUGUGACCGCAUCAUUUGCGAUGGAGCUUACAGACCCAUGUGUGGAGAGGACAAUCAAAGCUACAACAAUGACUGUGAGCGUAAGCAAGCUGAGUGUCAGCAGAAGAUCAGCAUUCCAGUCAAAUAUGAGGGUCCUUGCGACCUUAACACUCAAAGCCCCUGCCUGAGUGUUGAAUGUGAUUUUGGGGCCAAGUGCAUUGUGAAGAAUAACAAAGCUGUGUGUGAGUGUCAGCAGAGCUGCCAGAACGUGUACGCACCAGUUUGCGGGAGUGAUGAACAUAUCUACGGCAGUCAAUGUGAGUUGGAGGCCAUGGCUUGUAUUCUGAAAAAGCACAUCACCGUCAAACACAAGGGUCCCUGUGAUCGCUGUGGAAACUGCCAGUUUGGUGCCAUUUGCGAGGCUGAAACAGGAAAGUGUCUUUGCCCCACAGAAUGUGUCAGCUCUGAGCAGCUGGUAUGUGGCACAGACGGCAACACGUACAAUAAUGAAUGCGAGCUGCAUGUUCAGUCCUGCAUCAAACAAAGGGAUAUACAAGUUGCAGCCCAGGGAGAGUGCAAGCAAUGUGGUGCCACUAUCUGUUUGUUUGGAGCAAAGUGCGUGGGUGGCCAGUGCAUCUGCCCUCGGUGUGACAAUCAACCCGUUUCCUCAGUCUGUGGGAGUGAUGGGGUCACGUACAUGCACCUGUGUGAUCUACAGUCUGCCUCCUGCCAGCAGAAGAAGAAAAUCGAGGUUGUGGAUGAGGGUUUUUGCGAUGAUGAAUGCGGUUCCGGAGGGUCGGGCUCAGGUGAGGACAAUGAGUGUGAGCAGGAACGGUGCCGAAAGUAUGGCGGAACGUGGGACGAGGAUGCGGAAGAUGACCGCUGUGUUUGUGAAUUCCUCUGUCACAAUGUCCCUCGGAAUCCUGUCUGUGGGUCUGAUGGGAUAACCUAUGAUAAUGAGUGUGCACUGAGGAUGAAGCGCUGUAAUGUGCAGAAAGACCUUCAUGUCAUCAUGCCUGGUGCCUGUGAGGCUGCAAUACCGCCAUCUGCCCCACAACAACACUGCAGCAAUUCCAUCUAUGGCUGUUGUCUUGAUAACGUAACUGCUGCCCAAGGAGUUGGUCUUGCAGGUUGUCCAAGCACCUGUCGGUGUAAUAAAUACGGGUCUUAUAGUGGGACGUGUAACCCCAGCUCCGGUCAGUGUUCCUGUAAGCCCGGAGUGGGUGGUCUCAAGUGUGACCGUUGUGAACCUGGCUUCUGGAAUUUCCGUGGUAUCGUCAUCGAUGAGAAAAGUGGAUGUACUCCUUGUAGCUGUGAUGCUGUCGGGGCUGUCCGGGAUGACUGUGAACAAAUGACUGGCCUGUGCUCUUGUAAAGCCGGCAUUACUGGAAUGAAGUGCAACCAGUGUCCAGAUGGAAGUAACUUAGGCCAAAACGGCUGUGACGAAGACCCAUCUGUAUCCAAAUCAUGUGCUGACCUUCAGUGCCAAUAUGGAGCAGCAUGCGUGGAGAGCAAUGGGCGUGCUUAUUGUGAAUGCCCUCCUCCUGUUUGUCCGGAAAGUAAAAACUUGAAGGUCUGUGGCUCUGAUGGCAUAACCUAUGCAAACGAGUGCCAGCUCAAAUCAAUUGGAUGUCGCCAAGGCACAGUGAUCACAAUUACACACCAAGGGCCUUGCCGAGAAAUCAUCUCACCUCUCCAUACAGGAGCUCCAUCGAGACCAACCAUUCCUCCUACCACACACUCUCCUCAGACAACCAAAUGGUCGAAAAUGACCCCAUCAACAAGCACAUCUUCAACAAGGGAGGACACCAUAUUGACCGCGCGGGUUGAAAAGGACUCUGCAGUGUUUGAAGCAAAGCUCAUUCCUAGAUCCACAGCAUGGCCUGCACAUACCACAAGAUCACAUGUCAGAUCCAAGUCAGCCACGAUAACCAGACGUCCAGUUGUCAAUGCCCACCUUACCACUGUCCGGCCUACAACAUCCAUCAUUCCAUCUGAACCCCCUGAUCAGUCAGGCAGUGGGGAUUUCAGUGGGGAUACAGAUCUUGAAGCAAGUGGUGAUCUAGAAGCUAGUGGAAUAGAGCCUUCGGGUUCUAAUGAGACUGUAGCUGAUCCCACACCUAUCCCAAUUGAAAGAUCUUCAUGUGAUAACACAGAGUUCGGCUGCUGCCCUGAUGGAAAAACACCGUCUGUGGAUGGUGAGGGAACCAAUUGCCCUCCUACUAAGAUAUUCCAAGGAGUUCUCGUUUUGGAAGAGGUCGAGGGUCAAGAACUUUUUUACACACCAGAGAUGGACGAUCCCAAGUCGGAACUGUUUGGUGAAACAGCUCGAAGUAUUGAAAGUGCUCUGGAAGAACUUUUGCGGAACUCAAAUGUCAAGAAAGAUUAUAAGAGUGUCCGAGUCCGUGGUCUGGGAGCAAGCAAAUCCGUGCGCGCCAUUGUUGAUGUCCAUUUUGAUCCACGAACAGCUUACACUUCCCGUGAUGUACAAAGGGCUUUGCUUCAGCAAGUAAGGCUUUCUAAGAAGAAAUCUAUCAUUGUGAAGAAACCAGAACAGGAGAACAUCAAAAUCGUGGAAUUUGAUUUGGCACCAGUGCUGUUCACAACCACCAGCACAACCACAGCAGCCACAACAGUGCCGGUAACCACAGCGUCCACACUGGUCACCCUCCCACUGGCAAUCACCAGGAGGCCCCACUCUCCCACCAGGCGGCCCGAAGGGACUUCCACGACUCUGACAACCACGACAAAGGCAGCAACCCCAAGGCGACCCCUUCACUCCAAGGACACUCCUGCCAAGCUGCCAGAUGUCUACAUUUCCAAACCUUGUGAUUUGCACCCUUGUCUCCACGGAGGCACUUGUGAAGAUGAUGGGAAGGAUUACACUUGCAGCUGCCCAGCUGGAAGGGGAGGAGCUGUUUGUGAGCAAACAAUCGUAUACCAUUUACCUGAGUUUGGAGGCAAGUCGUACCUGGCAUUUAAGACAAUGAAGGCUUACUACACAGUACGUAUUAAUCUAGAAUUCCGUGCGUCUGACCUGGAUGGUUUACUGCUGUACAACGGACAGAAGAAAGGCAAAGACUUCAUCUCUCUUGCCCUUGUGAGGGGCCAUGUGGAGCUCAGGUUCAACACUGGCUCUGGAACUGGCAUCAUCAUCAGUAAAACACUGAUAGAGCCUGGGAAAUGGCACCAAGUGGUUGUGAACCGUAACCGACGUAAUGGAAUGCUAUCAGUGGACGGUGAACCACAUGUGCUUGGGCAAAGUCCUGAUGGAACUGAUGGACUAAACCUGGACACUGACCUGUUCCUGGGAGGGGCUCCAGAGGAUGAAAUGGCACUUGUUACAGAGAGAACAGCAGCAAAGAAAGGACUGAAGGGCUGUAUCCGCCUGCUGGACGUCAAUAAUCUGGUCUACGACCUUGAGGAAACAGGCAGUGAUGUCCUGUAUGGCAGUGGUGUUGGCGAGUGUGGGAAUAACCCCUGUCAAAACAACCCAUGUAAGAAUAAUGGCAAGUGCCAUGUAAAAGAAGCAGAGAUGUUCCACUGUGAGUGUGACAGCGGGUUUUCAGGAGCAACAUGUGCAGAUGAGCACAACCCUUGUGACCCCAACCCCUGCCACCCAUUAGCUAAAUGUUUGGUGCUACCUGAAGGCGGAGCGAAGUGUGAAUGUCCAAUGGGACGUGAGGGAGACUUCUGUGAAAGAGAAUCUGAGCAGAACCAAGCGACUGCUUUCAUUCCAGAGUUUAAUGGGCUUUCCUAUCUCAAAAUGAAUGGAAUCCACACGUUUGUCAGCGAAUUGCUUCACAAGCUGUCAAUGGAGAUAAUCUUCUUGGCCACUGAUCGCAAUGGAAUGAUCUUUUACAAUGGGCAGAAGACCGAUGGCCGCGGAGACUUUGUUUCAUUAAACCUGCGAGAUGGUUACUUAGAGUUUAAAUAUGAUCUCGGAAAAGGACCAGCAGUUAUCAGGAGUAAGGAACGCAUCCCACUGAAUGUGUGGAAUGUGGUUACUGUUGAAAGAAAUGGACGAAAAGGAUUGAUGAUCAUUAAUAAUGGUGAACCCACCAACGGUGAAUCCCCGAAAUCACGCAAGACCCCGCACACAGCAUUGAACCUCAAGGAAGCCUUGUAUGUAGGUGGAGCACCGGAGUUCAAUGAGUUUGCCCGUGCAGCUGCAAUCACCUCUGGAUUUAAAGGAGCAAUUCAAAAGCUUUCAAUAAAAUCUAUUCCACUGCUUAAGAAAGAAAAUAUUAGAAAGGCAAUGGAGAUCUCCAAUUACCGCUCUCAUCCCUGCACGGCAAGGCGUAAUCCGUGCCGCAAUGGUGGAAUCUGUAGUCCAAAACUCGAGGAAUAUGAUUGCAUGUGCCAGCGUGGCUUCUCAGGAUCACAGUGUGAAAAAGCGCUUGAAGAGAAGUCUGCAGGUGAGAGUGAAUCUGUGGCGUUUAAUGGACGGACAUUCAUAGAAUAUCACAAUUCAGUAACAAGGAGCCAUCUUGCAAACGAGAUCCCAGAUCCUGAAUUCAUGGACUAUCCUUCAGAUCAAAGCGAAAAAGCGAUACAAAUGAAUUACUUUGAACUGAGCAUCAAAACAGAAGCAACGCAGGGACUGAUUCUGUGGAGUGGGAAAAUUGCUGAGAGAUCUGAUUACAUUGCACUGGCUGUAGUAGAUGGGUAUGUGCAGAUGACCUAUGACCUGGGUUCUAAGCCGGUAAUACUCCGGUCUACAAUUCCAGUCAACACAAAUCAGUGGAUUAGGAUCAAAGCUAACAGGAUACACAGAUAUGGGACUCUGCAGGUGGGAAAUGAAGCCCCUGUCACUGGUUCUUCUCCUAUUGGUGCCACACAGUUGGAUACUGAUGGCGCUCUCUGGCUUGGUGGAAUUGAGAAGCUAGCACUUGGAAACAGAUUGCCAAAGGCCUACAGCACUGGUUUCAUAGGCUGCAUAAAGGAUGUAAUCAUUGAUCGUCAGGAACUUCAACUAGUAGAAGACGCCUUGAAUAAUCCCACAAUAUUACACUGUCCAGCCAAAUAAUGAACAGGCCAUGCCUAUUGCUGUAAUUAUUUUCUAUUUUUGUAUACUUUUAUUGCUUUUUAUAUUGAAAAUGUUUUGUUGCAGUAUAUCAAGCUGAUCUCACAAGCGAACCAAACGAUCAAAACGUCCUAGGCUACAACUACACUGUACACAGUUAAUUCAGUCAUACUUGAACCUGUGAAAUUUGGUGCUGAUAGUACCCGCUGCCUUCUUUGAAUCAUUCUGCUUCAUAAUCUAAGAACUUGUGGUUAGGCUCUUCUUAUUUAAGGCAACUAGAAGACUUAAAUCUGUAGUAUUUACUAUCUGGCCAAUGUAUUUUCUCAGAUUUGACCCUUCACAUCAAAUUGUGAGACACAAUAAGCGUCGACUGUCUUUGUUUCUCUGCUUUUAAUAAUUUGUGUUGUUUAUGUUUAAUUGUGUAAUACUUCAAGGAUUAAAUAUAUUGCAACACUGAACUAGCCAACACGUGUUGUUUUGGGAAAAUGCUAUAUCCCUCUUAUAAAAGAUAUGAAGUCAUCAGACAAAAUGAUGUACAGCUAGAUGGAAAGAGCUUUGCAUGUCACCUUUUUUUUUUUUAAAAUAAAUUUACUUUCAAUAUUCCCAAGUCAAGGCAGCACACCUUCGAUUGCUCUGGACUUUUUAGGUAGUUCUAAAUCAUUUUAAGUUUUAAAAACCUGUACUUCACAACAGAAUCUCAUAAAUACGGCUGCUUUUCAAUCAUCAAAGUUCAGAUGUUUUGGUUUGCAAUCAAAAGGAAAUAAAUAGAAUCUCUUGAUUAUUUUGUAGCUUCUGAAAAGAAAACAAAAUAUCAUUGAGAUAAAAUCUGCUAAUGCAACGUUUCUCAACUAUCAAAUGUUUUCAUUAGCAUAAGGAGCUUGCUUCUUCCUCUCCGUCAAGAAAGAAGUUUUUUCCCCAAACAUGCAGUGUUCAUUCACUCUGCAUAAGAGGUAACCCCUGGUUCUGUGCUGAGAUUCUAGAAACCAAGGGAAUCUUUAUUGCAUUUCAUUAACUGGCACUUGAAACUCAAUAUGGAAUCAAGCUGAUAUAAUUUCCUGAAUUUGUUUUUCCAUUUGUCUAUAUUUUUGUAUGUAAAGACUCAAACUGUUUAGGUGUUACAAUUUGCCACAUGCAGAAAUAAUCUCCCGCUUUUGAUGCCCACUGUGUAUAGUGUAUGUACUAUGGACCAAUAUGUAACAGAUACCUUUCACUUAACACUUGUGAGAUUGCAUGUGGCCUGCUGGUGGUCCAUUUUUUUCUAAUGGUCAUGGACAGGGAAAAAUAUGCCUACGUUUUAAAUUUAAUGAAGAAAGACUGAUGUCCAGUUGGCGAUCACACUCAAAAAAAAAAGAACCCAAGAGCUUUGUAUUACAUGUGGCAUGCUACUGAGCCAGUCCCAUAAUAUAAUUUUCUCCUUAGCUGCUGCUUGCUGUAAUGUGCUCCACCUGCAGACUUGACCAAUGGAAAGUACAUGGGCGCAGGUGGGAAGUUUACUGCUGUAAAUCCAUGCCCAGUAGCUAAAUUAAAAUUACAAUGGGCUGUUGGAAAAGGUUUGCAGAAAAUGAGCUUCGCUUUCAUGAAAUAUGCCAAGGAUUUUGCAAGUGGCAUGAGUGGCCAUAAAUGUGUCUAGACUGCUGUAAAAUUUGGUCUCUGCAAUGUGCAUUGAUUCAGAUUGUUAUAUUUUUGUCAUCGGCAUUAUUCAGUGGUGUCAAUUAUUUUAUUUCUGGCCCUAUCACCUGACUUUUUUUUAAAAAUCCACAGAAGGUGUCUUUUUUUUAAUUCAGCCUUAACAACUAAUGUGUAUUCACAGAAUUUCUUUAUAUUAUAUAACAUUCAAAUACAUAUCAUUCUAUAAACCUGUGAGGAGAUAGCUGAAAAGAGCACAGUUAGGAAUAGAAAGGGGCACUGUAUCACUGGGAAUUGGAAUGUGACAACCACCAAAAUAAAAUCACUGCAAGGUGGUCAAACAGAGGUGACCACAACAGAGGAAAUGAGGAAUGCCUUUCUGACAUUUACGUGGGUGGUGCUGCUGUUAGUGUGCUGUUUUAUUACUCUGUGAAAGGCAUCUAGAUCACAUGCAAAGAAAAUAAGUUCUCGCUGUCACUGUGUGAUAUUGUCAACUUUUAGGCCAGUAUUUAGACUUUGUAGUUGUCAUGGUUUCGGUCAUUUUUAAUGUCACAACUUUUAUUUUAACGUAAUCUCUGGCCCUUUGCAAUGACUGGUGAGGAAUGCAGUCUGUUGUCUGUUGUUCUUUUAAUGCUUACCUCAUCAUUGCUGCAGACUGCAAGUGAGCAGACAACUUUGGAAUGCUGGUCACUGGUUUUGAGGAGGUCAAUUAAGUGAACUUGCGUGUGUUUUUUUUCCAACAAGGGAAUUGAAGAAUUAGAACAUAAGCAGAAACAUUCCAAAAUGCUGUGUCUUGAAUUCAGAAAUGUUUGUGAGAAAGGGGGGCUUUAGAAAUGCCUUAAAUGCCAAGUUCACCAAUCUUCUGGUGAGCCUCACCGUGCACACCUUGUAUUGUGCACUUAUUUUUAUUUGAUGUUUUACUGCUGGUGUUUUAACUCUAGUGUAAAAAUAUUCAAGCCCUUUUUUUUUAAAAAGAAGAGAAAUGCUGAUUUAUUUAUGUGUUUCCAUACAGUGUUUUUUCAGGUACAUGACCAUUGUAAACUGCUGUAAUUAAUCUGUAAGGACAGUGCACAGUAUAUGAUCAGCAUGAUGUAACCAUUACUAACUUUAUUACUCGUGUCUUUUGUCCAAUCAUCAUGAAAUAAAGUGGUAAAACUUC